Acomys russatus (golden spiny mouse) is the source of this 4711-nucleotide messenger RNA. RefSeq names its product sorbin and SH3 domain containing 2 (gene Sorbs2). NCBI's taxonomy places the organism in Eukaryota, Metazoa, Chordata, Mammalia, Rodentia, Muridae. The record is from RefSeq and is a predicted model, not a curated record. Gene Ontology annotation, molecular function: protein binding. Gene Ontology annotation, biological process: Notch signaling pathway. Gene Ontology annotation, cellular component: plasma membrane; dendrite; neuronal cell body.
ACAUUUCUCUUCUAGAGCCAGAAUAGGACAGACUCAUAUACCAUUGUGAUCUGGGUGCAUUUCUUCAGAAGGAAAACUGAAGACUUUAGUAACAAACCCUUCAAGGUGAAAAUGAACACAGAUAGCGGUGGGUGUGCUCGCAAACGUGCCGCCAUGUCUGUUACGUUAACAUCUGUGAAGAGAGUUCAAAGUUCUCCAAACCUAUUGGCUGCAGGGCGUGAUUCUCAGUCUCCAGAUUCAGCAAAAGGUUUUAGAAGCGUUCGACCAAACCUGCAAGACAAAAAAUCACCAACCCAGGCACCCUUCCCACCAGCCAGCAACGAGAGCUUUUGUAGGGCCUUGAUAACCUGUCAAACAAAGGGUGACAUUUUAGACUCAUCGGUAACUAACACACAAACUCCAUGUUGCACCGAGGACUUUUCUAACCUUAAACCUCUCCAGGGAACUGUGCAUUCUAGUGAAGAUUCUAACCAGACAAUAGUGUAUUCUGAAGAAUCCAACACAACUGUGUCAUACACACAGAAAAUCACCAAUCCACUACCAGCAACCUCCAGCUCUGGUCCUGCACCACCUGGAGGCAUCGACACACCAUUUCUACAAGAAGACUACAUGCAAGAUUCUCAAACACGAAGAAUUUCUACCUUGAAACUAACCCAUAGCCAGGACGCAGGGAGCAGUUUCCCUUUGAAUGCACCACAGUUUUCCCAACCCACAGAUGUUCCAUCAUUUCUGAAAAGGUCUUUCUCACCAACCCCUAACCCAGGGCCUACGACACACACAGCAUCUCUUUCCAUUCAGAUAGCUCCCCAUUCAGGAAUCGAUCUUAAAAGCCACAGGCAGUUACCUGAGCUUCCUCCAGAGACUGCAAAGAUGCCUCUUCAGCAAGAUAGACAAGCGUCUGCCGAUGCCGCAACCUGUCAGUCCCCAGCGAGCCAGAUAACCAUCAACGGCAACUCUGGUGGUGCGGUGAGUCCAGUGAGCUACUAUCAGCGGCCAUUUUCCCCAUCUGCAUACUCCCUCCCAGCCUCACUCAACUCCAGCCUUCUCAUGCAGCAUGGCAGGUCACUCGAUUCCACAGAGGCUUAUUCCCAGCAUGCCCAGUCUCUGGACGGCACCAUGGGAAGCUCCAUUCCGCUCUACAGAUCCUCCGAGGAAGAGAAGAGGGUGACGGUUAUCAAAGCCCCGCAUUACCCAGGGAUCGGCCCCGUGGAUGAAUCUGGAAUCCCCACAGCCAUUAGAACGACAGUUGACCGGCCAAAGGACUGGUACAAGACGAUGUUUAAGCAAAUUCACAUGGUACACAAGCCGGAUGAGGACACAGACAUGUAUAAUACUCCUUACACAUACAAUGCAGGUCUGUACAACUCACCCUACAGCGCUCAGUCACACCCUGCUGCGAAGACCCAGACCUACAGACCUCUUUCCAAAAGCCAUUCAGACAAUGGCACGGAUGCUUUUAAGAAGGCACCCUCCCCAGUGCCUCCCCCACACGUCCCACCACGACCAAGAGAUCAGUCUUCAACAGAAAAGCAUGACUGGGACCCUCCAGACAGAAAGGUAGACACAAGAAAAUUCCGAUCGGAGCCAAGGAGUAUUUUUGAAUAUGAGCCUGGGAAGUCAUCCAUUCUGCAGCACGAAAGACCCCCCCCUCUCCCAACAACUCCAACACUUGUUCCCAGGGAACCCGGCCGGAAGUCUCUCCCAGUCUCACCCUCAACAGAUGGCCUGCGUAGCCCUUCCCCUCCGCCCAGGAGCUGUAUCCCUGCACCCCGUCUGAGCGCCCCAGUGCUCUCUCCCACCCUGACUGGUCGCAUAAAUCCAGAUGACAUAGAUUUAGAAAAUGAGCCCUGGUAUAAAUUCUUUUCAGAACUGGAGUUUGGACGUCCGCCUCCUAAAAAGGCUCUGGACUAUGUUCAAGACCAUUCUUCUGGUGUGUCCAAUGAGGCCUCCAUCUAUCAGGCCUCCAUGGACAGAAGCCUGGAAAGACCCAGUAGCUCUGCAAGCAUGGCCGGAGACUUCAGGAAGCGGAGGAAGAGCGAACCUGCAGUGGGCCCGCCCAGAGGCUUGGGGGACCAGAGUGCGAGCAGGGCCAGCCCUAGCCGGGCCGACCUCCCAGGACCAAGCUCUACCUUUACGAAGUCUUUCAUUAGUUCUUCUCCUCCUUCUCCCUCAAGAGUGCAAGGUGGGGAUGAUAGCAAAACCUGUCCAUCCCUUUGCAGUUACUCAGGGCUCAACGGUGCCCCCUCUAGUGAGUUAGAGUACUGUGGCGCUUACAGACAGCAUUUGGAUGUUCCCCGGGACUCUCCAAGGGCCAUCACUUUCAAGAAUGGCUGGCAAAUGGCACGGCAAAAUGCAGAGAUCUGGAGCAGCACUGAAGAGACCGUUUCCCCAAAAAUCAAGUCCCGCAGCUGUGACGACCUCCUCAAUGAUGACUGUGACAGCUUCCCGGACCCUAAAACCAAGUCAGAAAGUAUGGGGUCCCUGUUGUGUGAAGAAGACUCUAAAGAGAGCUGCCCCAUGGCGUGGACUUCCCCUUACAUCCAGGAAGUGUGUGGUAACAGCCGAUCCAGGACCAAACACAGGUCAGCCCAUAACGCCCCAGGCUUCCUCAAAAUGUACAAGAAAAUGCAUCGCAUUAACCGCAAGGAUUUGAUGAACUCAGAGGUAAUUUGCUCUGUGAAGUCCAGGGUACUGCAGUAUGAAAAGGAACAACAGCACAGGGGUCUGCUCCAUGGAUGGAGCCAGUCUUCCACCGAGGAGGUGCCCAGGGACGUGGUACCCACUCGCAUUUCGGAAUUUGAAAAGCUGAUUCAGAAGUCUAAGUCUAUGCCCAAUCUAGGAGAUGAAAUGUUAUCCCCUAUAACCCUAGAACCCCAAGAGAAUGGUUUGUGUCCCAAGAGGCGAUUUUCUAUCGAGUCUCUGCUGGAGGAAGAGACUCAGGUUCGACACCCAGCUCAGGGUCAGCGCGGCUGCAAGUCUAAAACCCUGGUGCCCAUCCACAUUGAGGUCACCAGCGACGAGCAACCCAGAAUGCACACGGAGUUUUCCGACAGUGACCAAGACGGGGUUGUGUCUGACCACAGCGACUACGUUCACGUAGAAGGGUCGUCCUUUUGCAACGAGAGUGAUUUCGAUCAUUUCUCUUUCACAUCCUCUGAGAGCUUCUAUGGGUCCAGCCACCAUCACCAUCACCACCAUCACCACCACCACAGACACCUCAUCAGUUCCUGCAAAGGCCGAUGCCCUGCCUCUUACACCCGAUUCACCACAAUGUUGAAACACGAAAGAGCUAAGCAUGAAACUAUCGACCAAGCCAGGAGGCAAGAAAUGGAUCCGGGCCUAUCUAAACUUGCAUUUCUAGUCAGCCCUGUGCCUUUCCGAAGGAAAAAAAUCACCACUCCCAAAAAACAGACUGAACAGGCCAAAUGCAAAGCCUCUGUAGUUGAGGCUCUGGACUCGGCCCUCAAAGACAUCUGUGACCAAAUAAAAGCUGAAAAGAGGCGGGGAAGCCUGCCGGACAACAGUAUAUUACACCGGCUCAUCAGUGAACUGUUACCUGAGAUCCCGGAGAGGAAUUCAUCUCUUAAUGCUCUGAAAAGGAGCCCCAUGCACCAGCCCUUCCACCCACUGCCUCAAGAUGGUGCUAUUCAGUAUCCACUGUACCAAACCUAUUGUGGGAGAAUGCCUCACAGUGCCUCUUUCCCCGAUGUGGACACAAGCAACAACUACCACACGCAGGAUUAUGGUAGUGCACUGAGCCUGCAAGACCAUGAGUCCCCUAGAAGCUACUCAUCUACCUUGACUGACUUGGGAAGAAGUGCAUCACGGGAACGAAGAGGAACUCCAGAAAAAGAGAAAUUGCCUGCAAAGGCAGUCUAUGAUUUCAAAGCUCAGACUUCUAAGGAACUGUCAUUUAAGAAAGGAGAUACUGUCUACAUCCUCAGGAAAAUCGACCAAAACUGGUAUGAAGGGGAGCACCACGGAAGAGUGGGCAUCUUUCCAAUCUCAUACGUAGAGAAACUAACACCCCCAGAAAAAGCGCAGCCUGCGAGACCACCACCCCCUGUCCAGCCUGGAGAGAUCGGAGAAGCCAUAGCCAAAUACAACUUCAAUGCAGACACAAACGUGGAACUCUCCCUGCGAAAGGGUGAUAGGAUUAUUCUUCUUAAAAGAGUUGAUCAAAACUGGUAUGAAGGUAAAAUCCCAGGAACCAACAGGCAAGGCAUCUUCCCUGUCUCCUAUGUGGAAGUCAUCAAGAAGAACACAAAAGGUGCUGAGGACUACCCUGACCUGCCUCUACCCCACAGCUACUCCACUGAUAGAAUUCACAGCCUAAGUUCUAAUAAGCCACAGCGUCCUGCUUUCUCUCAUGAAAACCUUCACAGUGGGGGAGAACCGUUUCAGGCUCUGUAUAACUAUACUCCUAGGAAUGAAGACGAGCUGGAACUCAGAGAAAGUGAUGUCGUUGAUGUGAUGGAAAAGUGCGAUGACGGAUGGUUCGUGGGAACUUCAAGAAGGACCAAAUUCUUUGGUACUUUCCCGGGAAACUAUGUCAAGAGGCUGUGAACCACCUCACUCCUUCUUUACUCCACUUUUCAGCAACACAUCUGCAUAACUCACCUGAAACAUCCCAGCAGGGCCUGUUGCUGUCCUGCCUUAUGGCUUCCAAUAGGCCAUCACCUGUCAUCUCCACCUGCUGCCACCAAAUCAC